Messenger RNA from Emericellopsis atlantica, 699 nucleotides. Its product is annotated as gamma interferon inducible lysosomal thiol reductase. The coding region runs from base 1 to 699 and encodes 232 amino acids. Gene Ontology annotation, molecular function: oxidoreductase activity, acting on a sulfur group of donors, disulfide as acceptor. Lineage: Eukaryota; Fungi; Ascomycota; Sordariomycetes; Hypocreales; Bionectriaceae. The transcript has a single exon. The record is from RefSeq and is a predicted model, not a curated record.
AUGAGCAACACUCGCACUGGCCGCCGUGGCCUCGCGCGCAUUGUCGCCGCAACCUUUCUGACGGCGUUGUUCGGUAUUGUUCGAGCGGGGCCUUCGUACGCAGGUCGAGUUGCUGCGGGCAACAGCGAAAUCGUCCUCGGCAACAAGGUCCCUCUGGAGGCGCACAUUGUCAGCAAGUGUCCAGAUACGAGGGACGCCCUCCGAGAACUCAUCCUUCCUGUGAUGCAACGUGUCUCUGACAAGGUUGACUUCAAACUCUCCUACAUUGGAAAGCCGGCUCCCCACGAUGGCGUCCAGUGUAUGCAUGGUCCGUCCGAAUGCAUAGGAAAUAUCAUCGAACUCUGCGCGCGAGAACUAUACCCCGAUCCUAAGCUUAGUCUUGGUUUUAUUCUAUGCCUUACUGAGGACUAUAAGCGCAUCCCCGAGCGUGCUCUUAUCGAGGACUGCGCCCUAGAGCAUGCUUUGGACUUUAAUGCUCUAAACGAGUGCGCGACCCGCGACGACGGUGCCUAUGGGCUGGAAGUUCUGCGCAACAGUAUCACCAGGACAGCAGAUGCUGGUGUAACAAAGUCCUGCACGGUUCGACUAAACAACGAAAUCUACUGCAUCCGCGAUGGCGGUAAAUGGACUGACUGCCCUCAUGGCGCUGGCGUUGACGACCUGGUCAUUGCUAUUGAGAAGCUUUCCCGUUCCUCCUAA